Dermochelys coriacea (leatherback sea turtle) is the source of this 6552-nucleotide messenger RNA. RefSeq names its product GTP binding protein 2 (gene GTPBP2). The transcript has 12 exons. Gene Ontology annotation, biological process: translational elongation. Lineage: Eukaryota; Metazoa; Chordata; Testudines; Dermochelyidae. The coding region runs from base 2431 to 3996 and encodes 521 amino acids. Gene Ontology annotation, molecular function: GTPase activity; GTP binding; translation elongation factor activity. The record is from RefSeq and is a predicted model, not a curated record.
GGAUCCUAGCAGAGGCAUUCCUGCCCCUCUUUGUGUAUGACUCUAGUCUCUUGCAUCCGAUGAAGUGAGCUGUAGCUCACGAAAGCUUAUGCUCAAAUAAAUUUGAUAGUCUCUAAGGUGCCACAAGUACUCCUUUUCUUUUUGCAAAUACAGACUAACAUGGCUGCUACUCUGAAAUCUAGUCUCUUGCUGUCUCUUCCUGUCUCUUCACUAGCCCCCACCCUUGUAGGUGUGGAAAAGCAUAAUAGGUUUUCAUGAUUAUUAACUGGGUUGGAAGCAGUUCCUGAAGGUCGAUCCUGUUCAGUCAACUGAGGAGAAUACAUUGAUGUGUAUCUGCUGUUAAGGCACUAGAAUAUUAGGCUAUGUCUACACUACGCAGCUUUUAGUGACGGGGCUGUGUUGCCCCAGCCCUGUUGCUAAAAGACGCAUAGUGUAGUUGCUGUCUGUCUGGUCUCCUGCAGACAAAAAACUUCCACACCCAAUGAACAGUGUUAGCUUUGUCCGUAGGAGAGCACUCCUGCUGACAAUGCGCUGUUCAUACCAGCGCUUUUCAUCAGCAAAACUUCUGUCUUUCGGAGGAGGUGUUAACACCUCUGAAAGACACAACUUUUGUCAUUCCAUUGCCAGUGUACACAUAGCCUUAGUGUAGCUUGGUUGGUUAAUGAGGCCACAUUAAAUCCUUUUUCCCACUCUCGCCACAUCCUGAGUGUGUUCAGCACAUUUUGCCUUCUCUGCCUUUUACUCUGAUUAAUGAAUACUAGCAGCUUGGCCUCUUGUGGAGGGAGACACUUGGGCAAUCCCUCCUUAGAGCUCUGAUGUGGCAGUGCUCCUCUCUUUUGCUGCCAGUCCCACAGAGAUACUUAAACUCCAUUGGUGUUUAGUGAGCUGGCAUUGGUGGGGCGCAGUUUGGUUGCUGGCAUGCCAUUUGAGUGCACCUUGCAGACUGAUAGCUACAGCCUUGGGAAUAGGUUCUGCUGGACAGCUCAGCAUGCAGUCCAAGAUGCCCAGUUCCCUUCCAUUGCUGAAAUCUGAUCUGCCAUUGUUCUAUGGAAACACAUUCUCAGCAGGCCCGGUGACACCCCAACUCCUCUUGGACUGCUAAUUUGAGUUAGCAAAUAUUUGCUGAGUUUGGGAUUCCACCCUGUAGAGGGUCCAGACCAAACCCUGGAUAAAGUGAGAGGUAGUUCCUAAGCAGAUGGUGCCAUGUCUGAUGGGGUUUUCCUGCUGCAUUGUGAAAAUGAGUCUGGUAAGUGGCCACCUUAGUUGCUGGAGCUCAUACAGUUCCCACUGGCCUGGGGCUGAUGGAUACCACUGCUUGAGGAGCAUGAGGUUUGCCAUGGACCAUUGGUGGUCUGGCCCCGUGUUUCAUCACAGGAUAUUUACACCAUCCUCAAAAACAUCAGGGUGCCAAGUCCCAAGUGAGAGGUGUGGGACAGGUACUUCUGUCCAAGGCAGGAUGCCUUGCUUUGGGGGAUGAGGAACAGAUGCUAGAACAAGUUAAUCCCUAUUGAGUCCCAAAUAGUCCAUCCUCAGGGACAGCAUUGUUCCCUGCAGUGACCUGGCUGUUGUGCCUUUCAGCUGCAGGAGGGACAGUCCUCUAAGGCUUCGGUAUCUCUUCCUUCCUGUCUCCAGAUACCCUGCCUGCACCACUAUCCAGCAAGUAUAAACUUGUCACUGUCCUUGCACCUCUUGCACUAGACUAGAGCCUCAGUUGCUAUGAGACAGGCACAAAACCCUUGUUCAGAGGAUAACACAGAUACUGAUGCAGUAUGCAGAGCUGAAAGGCUAAUGGGUGGGAGGGGUUGGCAGAAGGGACCCCCUUACCAGUGCCCCUAUCUUGCUAAGAAGCUCCAGCUUUAGGAGUAGAGUUGCUAAUCCCACGGCCCUGCUUUUUUUGCCACCAUAAGCCAUUUAUUAUGGUUAGGGGCUGAGUUAGAAUGCAGGGCGGGGGCUUUACUUUCCCUUGCUGGGCAGAUCCAUGUGCUGGGAGAGGGAGCUGUAUAUUUCCAGAGAAGCCAGCUGGCAGGGCAGUUGUAGUUCAGGAAGAGCUGAAAUCCAAGCAGGUCAGUUUUCACACUGCUGUCAAUCUGGUUUACUGCUCUUUCCAUUGGAGUUCCUGGCUCCUUGCAGGACCCAGUCCUGUCUCUGUAACUUGUAGACUGAGAUCAGUGGAGGGUCCAGUUUAGUAUUGGACAUGUCUUCUCUCUGGGGGCUGAAUCCUGCCUUGGCUGGAACAGAAUUGAUGAGCUAAUACGUCUUUUCAUUUCUGCCUACAAUGAUCUGGCCUCCUGAGGAAACCCUUCUGUGUCCAGGAAAGCUUCUGGCUGAUAUUUCUCGGGAGCUGUCAGAUCAGCAGAAGAUGGGAACAUAGAAUACAAGCUGAAGCUGGUGAACCCCUCGCAGUAUCGCUUUGAGCACCUGGUGACACAGAUGAAGUGGCGGCUGCAGGAAGGUCGGGGUGAGGCUGUCUACCAGAUUGGCGUGGAGGACAAUGGGCUACUGGUGGGCCUGUCAGAGGAAGAGAUGCGUGCCUCCCUCAAGACAUUGCGCCGCAUGGCUGAAAAGGUCGGAGCUGACAUCACCAUCCUGCGGGAGCGCGAGGUAGAUUAUGACAGUGAUGUUCCCAGAAAGAUAACAGAGGUUCUUGUCCGGAAAGUCCCUGAUAACCAGCAGUUCCUAGACCUGCGAGUGGCUGUGCUGGGGAACGUGGAUUCAGGAAAGUCAACGCUGCUGGGUGUCCUGACCCAGGGUGAGCUGGAUAAUGGGCGGGGCAGAGCCCGCCUCAAUCUCUUCCGGCACCUCCAUGAGAUCCAGUCAGGGAGAACAUCCAGCAUCAGCUUUGAGAUCCUUGGCUUCAAUAGCAAAGGAGAGGUGGUGAACUACAGUGACUCACGGACGGCAGAAGAGAUCUGUGAGAGCUCCUCCAAGAUGAUCACCUUCAUUGAUCUGGCUGGCCACCACAAAUACUUGAAAACCACCAUAUUCGGUCUCACCAGCUACUGCCCAGACUUUGCCAUGCUGGUGGUGAGCGCCAACACCGGCAUCGCAGGUACCACGCGGGAGCACCUGGGCCUGGCCAUGGCCCUCAAGGUUCCCUUCUUCAUUGUCGUCAGCAAAGUGGACUUGUGUUCCAAAGCCACCGGGGAACGGACAGUGAAGCAGCUGGAGCGGAUCUUGAAGCAGCCGGGCUGCAACAAGCUGCCCCUGCUAGUGAACUCGGACGAUGACGCUGUCACGGCAGCACAGCAGUUUGCACAGUCUCCCAACAUCACCCCAAUCUUCACGCUAUCCAGUGUUUCUGGAGAGAACCUGGAUCUCUUAAAAGUUUUCCUCAACAUCCUUCCUCCUCUGACCAACAGCAAAGAGCAGGAGGAGCUGAUGCAGCAACUUACAGAGUUCCAGGUGGAUGAAAUCUAUACUGUGCCUGAAGUGGGGACUGUUGUGGGAGGAACUCUGUCCAGUGGAAUCUGCAGGGAGGGGGAGAGCCUUGUGGUCGGUCCCACUGAUGAUGGCAAGUUCCUCCAGCUGAAGGUGUGCAGCAUCCAGCGGAACCGCUCCGCAUGCCGUGUGCUCCGGGCAGGACAGGCUGCCACGCUGGCCCUUGGGCCCUUCGACCGCUCCCUGCUGCGCAAGGGCAUGGUGAUGGUGAGUCCAGAGAUGAACCCCACUAUCUGCUCAGUAUUUGAAGCCGAGAUUGUGCUGCUCUUCCAUGCCACGACUUUCCGAAAGGGAUUCCAGGUGACUGUGCACGUGGGGAAUGUGCGGCAGACGGCCAUCGUAGAGAAGAUCCAUGGAAAGGACAAGCUGAGGACAGGGGAGAAGGCUGUCGUUCGUUUCCGGUUCAUCAAACAUCCUGAGUACUUAAAGAUUGGCGCCAAGCUGCUGUUCCGUGAAGGAGUCACCAAAGGUAUCGGGCAUGUCACCGACCUCCAAGCUAUCACCACUGAAGAGAAUGGCCUGGAGGAGACCCUGGGGCCUGGGUGUUUGACCUUCUGACUCCAACUAGAUCUGUGAGAUCUCCGGACACCAGCAAUGGAGGAGGAGAGAGUUGUGGGGAGUUGUGAAGAGCAGGACACGAUUGGAACUUCUGCUGUCCGGUUCUAGCAUGGGCUUCUCCUCUCCACACUGUGAGGGUGGAGCCCAGGAGAGCUCCCUGUCUUCAGUACCCCCAACGGGGAAAGUUAAGCGUGUUGUGUCUGCAUCGUCUGCUGCUUUCAUUAUCCUGCCCUCCACCACAAUAGACCAGAGGCAGACUUAGUCUGGGCAGGCGAGUCCUGGCUUUGUUUACAGUACUUUGGUGGGAAGUUGUUGGCUGGUACAAAGCAAAGCUCCUGAGGUGCUGAGCAGCAGUGAAGGGAUGCUGCCACCGCUGUUACAGGGUCAGUCCCAUUGCAGCUCUCUGAGCGUUGGGCCUGACCCAUACUGUGUGCACCCCUGUCUUCCAGUCUCAGGCUUUUCCCUCCAGGGCAGAGACCUUUGGGACGGCAUAGGAGGCCCAGCCACCCAGAGUGCAGAGACUUGGUUAAACUCAGGUUCACAAACAGUAGGAACCCGAGAAAAGUUCAGGACACUUGUAGCCCUUUUAAUCUUGGUUAAUUUUAAUCCCACGUGGGCCCCCCUUCUGUGUUCAGUGGCUCCUGCUUGGCUAUCCCAGCUCUUCCCCAAACCAGCGCAAACCGGGAUCUCUUCCAUGGACUGGCCCUUGCAAGAUGGUGAUUUAAGCCCCAUGCCCAUCCUAGUGCUCAUGUCUUGUGGGUGGCUGGGGCUGCCCCCACACAUCCCAGUGCAAUCAGCCUCCUUGAGAACCUGCACGAAGCCAGGGUCUCUGCCUCUAGCCUUCUGCUCACUGCAACAGCUGAGCAUCCUGCUGGCCCAAGCAGGAGGUCAUUUUGGGGAACAAAGCUGGGCCCACAGCUGGGCUUGAAUCUGCUUGUCCGCUUCAAGUAAGCGCCCCUGUGGGAAGUCUCCUUCAUUGAGUUAGUGGCAGUGCGUUGUGAUGGAUUUCCCUGUUGCAAUCAAUCUGUGCUGCAGCCCAGCUUGCUCCUCGGGGACUUGCCUUAACUCUCGAGGAGAGACAGAGGGGGCUGCCGUACUGGCUCAGGAGGACGUUUACUGUUGGAUGCCAUCUGACAAAGCUAUUGCAAGGAUUUUUAUUUUAUUUUAUUAUUUUUUUGCUCUCAUUCUACUUAAGGGAAACUUCCUUUCUUGUCUCUGCCACUGAGGUUUCACUGCCUAGGAGAGCUGGUGGGAGCCAGCACAGCCAGAGGCUUGGUAGGUGUGUGAAGACAUGGAACACUUGCUGCCUUGUUUCCCCAGCUGUGCCCUUCAGGUACCAAGUGCUGAGCAUUGCCCUGUGCAGCUGCUGCUGAGGGUCAGCCCCAUUCAGCUGGGAACAGGGGGGCUGGGGAGGGUUAUGCAGUUGAGGCUGCGUAGCUGUCAUAAGGCUUUUGGUUUCACUGGUGACUGUUGAAUAGAGCUGGUCACGCACGGCUGCCUGAGCCAAGGUGUGGUGUCUGGGCAGGGAGGGGGCUCUGCUCCAAGUGUUGCCAAUAAUCGUCAGGCUGUGCUGCCUCGUGCUCAGGGUCUCAUGCUGGGGCUACUGGCAUGGGCAGCGCACACGAGACUGAGCUUCUCACAGCAGCUUUCCCUGCCACAGGCCAUGCCCUUGCUGUAGUGAGGAGCCUUGUGGGGGGGGAGGAUUCCUGCCUGCAAGCUGUUCAAGUGCACCAAGCUGAGUUGCGGGGAGAGGAGGAGAGUUGUUCCUCCCCUGUGAAGGGUUAUGAUGAAGCUCCUCUGCUUUCUCCUGCCAUGUUCUGUGCUGAAACUCUGGCUUAGACUGGGACCUUUAGGGCAAGCCUGUCAUGCAAUUGCUGUUAAUAGCAGCAUUGUCAAGGAAGGUACUGAAGAGUUGCCUCUUUAAAUUCUUGGGGGAUAGGAUCCCUCCUCCACCUUACAGGGACUUGAACCAUGGACCCUAAGAUUAAAAGUCUGAUGCUCUACCAAUUGAGCUAGCUCUGAGCAGGCACUGCCCCUUCCCUGGAAGAGGUAAUGUAUUCACUCUGCUGGUAGUACCUUGCACACUUUGUGCUGGGGGAAGCUUGGUCUGUCUUUUCUCCCUUUCAGUCCCCUUGCACACGACUGCUUUGCUGGCUCAGCUAGUCUGAAAGGGGGACUGUGCCCCUCAUAUGCUCCUGCAGGGAGAACAGAGUCCCAGUGAGCACUCCCCUCUCUUGUUAUUGUGUAAAUACAAAUAAUGGUGCCCUGGAGGGGCGAGUGUCUCCUCCUGCUGUUUGCAGUGACCUUGGGGUAACCGGGGGUAACCGUCAGCACUGCCACAUACUCAAGCUGCUGCUCCCUUCCCUGGAAGAGCUGAUGGGCUGAGCACCUUCCCUCUCUCCCCCACCCCCUCUUCUGUGGCAUGACUGUUCUCAGUGCCAUGCUUUCCAUGCUCCCUGUUCUCUUGUCUUGGAUUCUCUAAUGCAGAGGGAUGGCUUCCAUUUCCUUGGCAUCUAUAUAUAAUGUACAGAAUAAAGAUGUUUUAUUGAGACAGAA